Messenger RNA from Cercopithifilaria johnstoni, 468 nucleotides. The record is from the annotation of a GenBank genome assembly. Lineage: Eukaryota; Metazoa; Nematoda; Chromadorea; Rhabditida; Onchocercidae.
AUGCAUAUAACAUUAGGGGCGUUUGAUGUGGAACCAUUUCGAUGCGCAAAAUCAAGUUUUUGUGUGAAUAGUUGCAAUCCAUCACCAUGUCCAGGGAAUGGUACUUGUGUAUUGAAAUCAAGUUACAAUGAAGAUCUUAUUGGAAUGUAUCGGAAUUUAUGGAAUGUAUCAUGUGAUUGUCCUAAACCGGGAUAUAUAUUUCGAUUUGAUGUGAACAAAUGUGUGGAUAUUAAUGAAUGCUUAUAUGUUAAUUGCGAACAAAUGCACGGUGACAAUUGGGAAUGCGCUAACUUAAAAGGUUCCUAUAGUUGUGUGUGUAAAUUAGGAUUUAUUCCUAUAAAUAAUAGUUGUAUGCCUAUAAAACUUUUUCCCGGUUUAUCUUGGAAAGGCCCAGCACUUGCUGGAGCCAUAAAAUUUCAUUUGCAAGUGAUAGUUUUAAUUUUUUCCUUAUUGCUAUCUUCAUCGUAA